GGGUCGGUCACACAACUUGGCGGAGGCCAUGUAAUAGUAAUUACUAUCACCUUACAUAUACCAAGGUUGAUCUAUUUUCACGUAUUAUCUUCUAUCUUUCUGUCGAAUCUCCGCACGAAUUUGCAAGGAAACUACUCAUUUAACGCGAGCUCACUCAGUUUUGCUCUUUCCGAUGCACCCGUGGUGUGUGUAAAGUUUGGCUGUGGGACCAGAGCGCUUUAUUUUUCUGUCAUCCAAAGCGAGCUAAUUCGUUGGAAUAGGUAUAGAAGGAUUCAUCGACAAAAAUAAAACUUAUGUGGAGACUUGCAGUGAAAAGGAAAUAGAUGUUUUGGGAAAUGGGCGGUCUUGUGAAAGUUUUGAAGACAGUCAGCACAUUUUGCGCUUUAUUAUUGUUAACGCCUCCGAUCUAUGCAGCUAGCGUCCUGGUACAGAGCCUAACAAGCACCCAUGUCGUGCAUAGUCAUUCCUCCCAGGUCGUUUCGAGAACCACCGGGAAUGUAGUCGGAAACGCAACGCGACAAGAUGGGCAGGGAGGUGCCGUCGUUUCGGGAACGAGCGUACACACCCAUGAAGUAUCUGUAUCGAGAACGUCGGUUGGAACUAGCGGGAAUGUGGAGAUACAUACUUCGGGAACAACCGGGAAUGUCGAAAAUACUGUCAGCGCAUCAUUUCGCUAUGAAUUGAUUGAUUUAUCGGGAAUAAUACGAGGUGCUAGCAAACCCGGUCGGAAGUUUUACAGAGCCGUCGGAAGGAAAAUUUCACAUAUGGCUUUUCUUGAGAAGUACGGUUACCUCAUACCAAACGGAGUGAAACAUACCUGGAGAGCUGAAAGGAAUGCACUUACUACUUUCCAGAGGUUUGCCGGUAUCAACCAAACGGGUGAAAUGGAUGACACUACCCAGAUGAUCAUGGACUCUAGCAGAUGCGGGGUGGAAGACAUGCUAGGGUCAUCGCGCAUGGGCAGUAUGAAUAAACUUCAGACCAAUGGCACAAGCAAGUUCAUCCAGGUCAUCGAAAACGUCGUGAACGAAGCGGCGGGUGAUGUGGGCGAGAGUACUACUACCGAUCAUCAAGUCGGUGUGAAGAGGUGGAGCUCGUUUAGACAUCGAUCGCCGAGAUAUAGCAUCCAAGGUUCCGAAUGGAAAAAGGUAAACAUCACUUACCACUUCAAGAACUUCAGCCCUGAUCUCACUGAGGCCCAGAUCCGUGAUGCAGUGAGUCGAGCCUUCCAACUCUGGGCUGAUGUGACCACGCUGACCUUCAGAGAAACAUCGGAUCCCAAAGCCGCCGACAUCGUCAUCCGGUUCGCUACCGGAGUCCAUGGCGACGGCGCUUUUGCUGCUUUCGAUGGGCCAGGUGGUACUCUCGCGCACGCUUUCUUCCCUGAGAACGGCGAUCUCCAUUUCGACGAUGACGAGACAUUCAGCGUAGGUAGCGAACAGGAUACUGAUCUCUUCAUCGUAGCAGCUCAUGAGAUCGGACACAGCCUCGGGUUGGAGCACUCCAGUGACAUGGGGGCUUUGAUGUACCCCUGGUAUCUGGGAUACCAGCAUGAUUAUGCCCUCUCCCAGGAUGAUAUAGAUGGUAUUCAACAGAUCUAUGGCAAGCCCGCUCUGAAGCGCAAGGAGAUGGAAAUGGGUGCUGCCCCUACCAACCCCCCUAAUCCCAAUCUCCCUGAUGCUUGUAACUCAACGUGGGAUGCCGCUACUUACUACUCUGUAGACGAUGUAGUGUAUGCUUUCAAGGGACGAUACCUAUGGGCGAUCGGCGAUAAUAGGAUACUGCCUGGCUACCCAAAGAAAACUAGACUCGUAUUCAAAGGAGCGCCCUCUCUCGUUCAUGCCGUACUCUCCAUCGGCAAUCGACUCUACAUGUUUAGAGGUCGCAAGAUGUGGCGGUUCGUGGACAGGCAGCUCGACGAAGGAUUCCCGCGACGUGUUCCCGCGGGACUACCAUCGGGUCCCAACGCAGGUUUCCGAUGGGGCGGGAACGGUAAACUCUACCUCUUCAAAGGAUUCCGAUUCUACGAGUUUGAUGAGCAGACACUCAGUGUGGGUCCUCCCCAGACUAUCCGGCGACAGUGGCCUGAUGUACCCGUUAAAAUAGACGCGGCAUUUCAAUGGAAGAAUGGCCGGACGUAUUUCUUCAAGGGAGACGACUUUUGGCGGUACAACGAUUCCAAGAUGAAAUUGGCUGGCGGAUACCCGGUUUCUAAGGCCAAGUAUUGGUUAGGAUGUGACAACCAAUCAAUAGGGACUUUUAUAAUUGCACGUUGACAGCCUUGACUGCAACGUGUGACGUCAU
Messenger RNA from Strongylocentrotus purpuratus (purple sea urchin), 2304 nucleotides. RefSeq names its product stromelysin-3-like. The record is from RefSeq and is a predicted model, not a curated record. Gene Ontology annotation, biological process: proteolysis; collagen catabolic process; extracellular matrix organization. NCBI's taxonomy places the organism in Eukaryota, Metazoa, Echinodermata, Echinoidea, Camarodonta, Strongylocentrotidae. The transcript has 8 exons. The coding region runs from base 324 to 2276 and encodes 650 amino acids. Gene Ontology annotation, molecular function: metalloendopeptidase activity; zinc ion binding. Gene Ontology annotation, cellular component: extracellular matrix.